Molecule: messenger RNA, 1040 nt
Organism: Drosophila obscura
Lineage: Eukaryota; Metazoa; Arthropoda; Insecta; Diptera; Drosophilidae
Exons: 3
Coding region: 57-965 (302 amino acids)
Source: RefSeq, a predicted model, not a curated record
GCAUUCGCGUUCGAGUUCGCGUUUAGUUCACUUGUUAAACUUAACUCUGAGACUACAUGGGACGUCCGCGCACCAUUGACGUAACCAACUUGGUGGUAAUAUUCCCCGAUAAGAACUUCUGCCGCUGCGUGCUUUGCGAUAGGACCCUCGCUGGCUGUUUGCGGAGCAACAUCAAGCGGCAUUACCAGCGGCUGCAUCCGGAAGUCGUUUUGCCACAACCCCAAGGCACAGGAAAAACGAAUAACUCAGUUACAGUUACAGCGAUAACAAGGAUGGGACGAACACCGAUUAUGGACACGCGAACACUGGUUAAUUUGCAGCCGGAUGGAAAGCGCUGCCGUUGCCGGAUCUGCGACAAGACACUCAUUUACCUCUCCGGUAAUGUGCGGCGUCACUACAAGAACUUUCACCCCCAGCACAUACCGGAUCGGCCGCCGCGCAAUCCUCCAGUCGAGAAUAGGAAGCACUUGAAUCGCAGUCGAAACAAAUCGGAUCUAACUAUAGAACCUGCCUCGAUAAUGACCACCACCAUGGAAACGGGCGACGAAUAUGAGGACGCCUCUAGCAGCAGGCUCUCCAGUCAACAGUUCGAGAGCAUCUUCAUUGGGAAGUCGGAGGUACCAGAUAUAGUGGAUGUAGAUCAGUCAGACGACCAACUGAUCGAUGACGAUGAGGUGCGCUACUCACAGUCACUAAACCAGUCACAGCCGCCCGUUGCAGCGACCUUGACGAUGACCAGCUCACCUUCUGCUCAAGCGACUUCCUCUUUAGCUCUCGGACCGUCCACGACCCUCUCUGGGGACGACGCUUUCUUUCUUCAAUAUCUGGGUAACAAGUUUGGGAAUUAUUCCACUCGCACCAAGCACACAGUUCAGUUCCAAAUCAAUCGCAUCUUGUACAGGGCCGAUAUGGGCUGCUUCGAGGAAGGCGAAUCGAGAAAGUUAAAUGUAUCAGAAAUUGUCUAGAACUAAGCUAAAUAUACCGUUGUAAGUGUUGUAAACAAUUUGAUUGAUAUAUAUGUAAAUUCAUUUGUUUUAAAA